AUGGGUGUACGAGGAUUAACAACCUACUUACAAAGUGAUCCACGAAAUUUUAUUGAAUAUCAAUUACAUAAUACAACUGUGAUUAUUGAUGGAUUGAAUUUUUUAAAUUUUCUCUAUUUUGAUUCUGGAUUAUAUACACAAUUUAAUGGAGAAUAUUUAGCAUUCAGUGGAGUAAUUCAUCGUUUUAUCAAUAUAUUAAAACGGUGUAAUAUAAACCCUAUUUUUGUUCUAGAUGGGUGUCAUGAUCAUUUCAAAUUGAAUACACAAAUGAAAAGAAAUUAUCAACGUAUGCAAACAUGUCGUCAAUUAUUAAAUUCUAUAAAACAUAAUCAAUUAUCAUCAACUCAUUCAUUAUAUAAUGUUCAAUUACUUCCACCAUUAACCAUUAUAACAUUUAUUCAACUAUUAAAUCAAUUAAAUAUUCAUUAUAUUACAUGUGAUAGUGAAGCUGAUCAAAAUGUCAUGAAUUUAGGCAUAUAUUUGAAAUGUCCAAUUAUAAGUAAUGAUUCCGAUUUUUAUAUCACUAUCCCUAAUCAUAAUCAUAAUGAUCCAAUGAAUAAUGAUGAUAAUGAUGGUGUCUCAUUUCUACCAUUAUCAUUGAUAUCCUUUAAACCAAUAAUCAAUAUAAUCCGAUGUUAUUCUUGUCAAAAAUAUAAUCAAUUAUGUAUGUAUAUAAAAUGUCAAAAAUUUUUAAUUGAUGGACCAGGUUUAAAAAAUUUAUCGAUUGAUCAACGUUCAUUAUUAGCUAGUUUAUUAGGGAAUGAUUAUAUUUCAUCGAAUCAAUUUAUUCAUAAAUUACCUAUAUCAUUUAAUGAUAAAACAAUCUUAUUACAUCAUCAUCAUCAUACUAUGACGAAACAAAUGAAAUUAAAACGUCGUAAAUUGAUUAUAUUACAAUUAAUUAAUUGGUUAUUACAAUUUAAUAAUACUAAUAAUAAUAAUCUUGAUAGACCAAUUCAAUGUUUAUUAAAUAAAUAUCCUAAAUUAGAACGAAAUCAAUUAUAUCAUCAAUUAAUGUAUAGUAUUCAUACUUAUCAUAUUCAUUCAAAUUUAUUCUAUUUACAUUUUAAUAAGGAUUUGAAAUUAUUUAAAAAGAUUCCUACAUUUGUUAAUAAAAAGAAUAUAAAAUCUGAUAUUGAUUGUAGUAUUGGCAACAGUAGUAAUAGUAGUAGUAGUUGUAGUAACACAAUGAUGAAAUCUGUUACAAUGCAACAACAAUUAUCACCAUUGAAUUCAUCAUGUCCUUCUGAAUAUGAUAGUGAAAUUGAUGAAAAUCAAAUAUUAACUGUUGAAGAAGAACAAGAAGAUGAUGAUGAUGAUGAUGCUGAAGAUGAUAGUCGUAAUACAAUGAUGAAAUCUGUCACAAAUCGACAACAAUUAUCACCAUUGAAUUCAUCAUAUUCUUCUGAAUAUGAUAAAGAAAUUGAUGAAAAUCAAAUAUUAACUAUUAAAGAAGAACAAACUGAUGAUGAUCAUCCUAAUGACCAUAGUAACAAUAAUGAUGAUGAUGCUGUGAAAGAAGAUGAUGAUGAUGAUGAUGGUGGUGGUGGUGGUGGUGGUGGUGGUGUUAAUGAACUGAAUGAUUAUAAUACUAAUCAAUCUAUUAAUAAUAAUAAUAAUAAUAAUAAUAAUAAUAAUAAUAAUAAUAAUAAUAAUUCAUAUAAAAUAACAACAUAUUGGCCUGCUGAAUUAUUAAAUUCAUUUAGAAAAUAUCUAAUUUUACCAAUAUUUUUAGAUAGUAUCUUAUCCUAUGGUACAAUAUGUCUAUGUUGUAUUGAAUCAUUAUAUCAUUAUUCAUCCAUUUAUUCUAAUACAAUAUAUCUUCGUACAUUAAUUUAUAAUUUAUUAUUAGGCAUUGAAUCCAAUUAUACAUUACGUUAUCCAAAUCAAUUAAUUGGUUUAAAUCAAUUAAAUAAUAAUAAUAAUAAUAAUAAUAAUAAUAAUAAUAAUAAUAAUAAUCCUUUGUAUUAUAUUAUAGAAUAUGAUCGUAAAAAUGCAUUUCAUAUCAAAAAACGUAAAAUAUUCGUUGAACCAAUACACUUAUUAUCAUUAUGUAAUACUCCUACUCCUACCCCUCCUCCUCCUACUACUCCUACUCCUACUCCUACUAAUAAUAAUAGCAAUAAUAAUGAACUAAAUAUAAAAAGAGAUCCGCGUUUAAUAUUUCUUCAACAAUAUUUAAAUCUGGAUUAUGAUUUUAUGGAAUCACAUAAUGAUUGGUUAAUAUCUAUUGUAUUAAUUAAUGUAUUAAAUUAUAAAAGUCAAUCCAUACCACUUUAUACUACUACUAAUACUACUAAUACUAAUACUACAACUACUACUGAUACUACUACUACUACUACUAAUACUGCUAUUAAUAUUGAUGAUAUCACUCAAUGUCCUAUCUCAUUGACAUUUGGUGCUCUAUGUAUAUGUACAUAUUUAUUAACCAUUCAUUCUAAUCAUCAUUUAUCAUCCUAUAAAUUAUUAAAUAAACAUUAUUAUAAGUGUGCAAAUUAUUUUCUAAAACAUAUAAAAUCUUUGAUAAAUAAUAAAAAAAUUAUUAAUAAAAAACAAUUAAAUAAAUUAAAUAUUAAUUAUGUACAUAGAUAUGGUCAAUUACAAAUAAUUUAUAUAACAUUAUAUACAUUAAUUCAUUUAUUAGAUACCAUAGUAACAAUCAAUCAAAAAAAUCAAUUAAAAACUUGUUUACAUUUUUUGUCGAUUUAUUUUAUGUUUCCAAGUGGUUAUCUUUUUCAUAAUAUAUGUCAUUGUAUUAGUUUCAUUCCAUCCAAUGGUAAUAAUAAUAAUAAUAAUAAUAAUGAACGUUAUCAUUAUGUACGUAAUGUAAUUAUCAAAGAAUUAUUAAAUUAUAAUCAUCAUACUAAUCAAUAUUUAAAUGAUGCAUAUAAUUUAUUUGAUCAAUAUUUACACAUGUGUAAUAGUAAUCUAUUCAAGAAUAUAUUGAAUAAAUCUUUGAAAAAAUUCAAUUUUAUAAAUCAUUCAAAAUCAUUACAAGCUGAUAAUGUAAUCAAACAAGAUUUAUUGCCCAUAGCAACAACAACAACACCAUCACUACCACCACCAACAACAACAACAACAAAUAAACCAAUUCAAAUGAAAAUGAAAAAAAUAAAGAAAAAAUAUAAAUCAUCAAAAAAUAAUAAUAAUAAACAAUUAUCCUAUGCUGAAAUAGAAGAGAAAGUUAGAAAAUUAAUGUUAGAAAAUGGUUUAUUAGAUUAAAGAUAAAAAGUAAGAGGAGAUUUUUUAUCAUCGGUGUACUGUAAAUAGUAUUUUUUUUACAAAAAAAUUAAAAAAAAUACAUGGUAUUUAUUAAAGA
Schistosoma intercalatum is the source of this 3319-nucleotide messenger RNA. Lineage: Eukaryota; Metazoa; Platyhelminthes; Trematoda; Strigeidida; Schistosomatidae. The record is from the annotation of a GenBank genome assembly.